AUGUAUCUGCGAAGGACGCUGGCCAUUUGCCGGAUUAGCCGCUUAAUCCUUGGUCCGAGCAAAAUUCACUCUCUAAUUGGUUUAGUUUAUUAUAUUGUUUUAUUUUUUAAUCUUGCUAACUUUAGUUCUUUCCUUCUUUAUUUUUUAGGCUUAGCCGCUGCCUUGGCUGGCAUCAAACGUGAGGACAUGGUUGUAGAUCGCUCCAUGUCGCUGUCACCACCCAUGUCUGCAAAUACCUCGGCCAGCAGCCCCGUGGCCUCCACCAAUUCGCACUCGCUCUACCCUGCGAUGGGCCUACAGCAGGCUGCAGCCGCUUCUGCCUUUGGCAUGCUGUCGCCCACACAGCUGCUGGCUGCCAACAGGCAGGCGGCUGCCUUUAUGGCACAGUUGCCCAUGAGCACAUUGGCCAACACACUCUUUCCACACAAUCCCGCAGCGCUCUUUGGCGCUUGGGCGGCCCAGCAUCAGCAACAGCAGCAGCAUCAGCAGCAGCAUCAGCACCAGCAGCAGCAGUUGCAGCUGCCUCUAGCUGGCACUCAUCUGCAUUCGCCGCCUGCUAGUCCCCAUUCUCCGUUAGCCGGCAGUGGAAAGCAUCCGCUUAGCUCGCCCAAUAGCACGCCACAGCAUCAUUUGGGCAUGGGACUCGGCGAGCCCGUUAAGAAGGCGCGCAAGCUGUCGGUCAAAAAGGAAUUCCAAACGGAGAUCAGCAUGAGCGUUAGUGAUUUGUAUCAUACACCUGGUGGUCCCAUUUCGCCGCCUUCCAGCGGCAGUUCGCCCAACUCCUCGGCACAUGAGGCAACUGGGGCAGCAGCAGCAGCAGCGUCAGGGGCAGCUGCGCCUGCCAAGGACCCGUCACGCGAUAAGAGUUUCACGUGCAAGAUUUGCUCGCGCAGCUUUGGCUACAAGCAUGUCCUGCAGAACCAUGAGCGCACGCACACAGGCGAGAAGCCUUUCGAGUGUCCCGAAUGCCAUAAGCGCUUCACCCGUGACCAUCAUCUGAAGACGCAUAUGCGUCUGCAUACAGGGGAGAAGCCCUACCACUGCUCCCACUGCGAUCGCCAAUUCGUGCAGGUGGCCAAUCUGCGGCGGCAUCUGCGCGUCCACACAGGUGAGCGGCCCUACACCUGCGAGAUAUGCGAGGGUAAGUUCAGCGAUUCGAAUCAGCUGAAGUCGCAUAUGCUGGUCCACAAUGGCGAGAAGCCGUUCGAGUGCGAACGCUGCCACAUGAAGUUCCGCAGACGCCAUCAUCUGAUGAAUCACAAGUGCGGCAUCCAAUCGCCACCCACGCCCGCUCUCUCGCCGGCCAUGAGCGGCGAUUAUCCCAUUGCUACGGCAGCAGCAGCUGUUGCAGCAGCAGCUGCCUUGGAGUGCUCAACCAACAAGUUUGCGGCUAUGUGCGCCAGCUAUGGCGGCUCGGAGGAGUCUGUGGAUUUGGCCAAGAGCAGCUUGGAUGAGGAGGCACCGCUAGAUCUGAGCGAGGAUGGCGCCAGCUCUGUUGAUGGCCAUUGCAGCGGCAGCAAUGCACGCCGCAAGGCGCAAGACAUACGCCGCGUCUUUCGGCUGCCACCGCCACAGAUCGUGCACGUUGCCAGCGAUAUGCCCGAGCAGACGGAGCCCGAGGAUCUGAGCAUGCACUCGCCACGCUCAGCGGAGUCGCACGAGCACCACAGCGAAGACAUCGAUCUCGAUGAGCUGGACGAUGCGGCUGCGCUCUAUCUGCGACAGCAGCAGCUGCAGCAGCACUAAGCAAAAGUGAAAAACAGGAAAAAUUUUGUAUAUAAAAAUCGAGGAGUUCAGCGUGUUCAUCAGAUGAGGCUAGCUGAAGAGUUAAUGGAACAGGAAUUUAUGUCAAGUACAACUAGCUUGAAAAACUAAAAACUAAAAACAAAAAACAAACCCAAAACACAAACAAAGAUUUAA
Messenger RNA from Drosophila hydei, 1920 nucleotides. Its product is annotated as protein krueppel. Gene Ontology annotation, biological process: regulation of transcription by RNA polymerase II. The transcript has 2 exons. Bases 1 to 1746 code for a protein of 581 amino acids. NCBI's taxonomy places the organism in Eukaryota, Metazoa, Arthropoda, Insecta, Diptera, Drosophilidae. Gene Ontology annotation, molecular function: DNA-binding transcription factor activity; RNA polymerase II cis-regulatory region sequence-specific DNA binding. The record is from RefSeq and is a predicted model, not a curated record.